AUGGCAUCAACCAGUUCAUUGUUCAUCGGUCUGACCGGGCUCAACACGCACUCUCGCAAGCUCGACAUCAUCGGUAACAAUAUCGCGAAUGUGAACACCACCGCAUUCAAGAGCUCGCGGAUCAUGUUCGAGACGCUCUUUCAGCGAAACCUCAGCUUCGGGACAGCGCCAACAGCAAGCAGCGGCGGGAUCAAUCCUCGACAAGUUGGCAACGGUGUGGGAAUCGGAGCGAUUCAGAGGGAUUUCAACAACGGCUCAAUCAACGCGACCGGAGAUCUGCGAGACCUCGCCAUCGACGGAUCGGGGUUCUUUAUGGUCGAGAGUAAUGGGUCAACUUUCUACACGCGUGCCGGAUCAUUCAGACAAGACACGGAAGAUAACCUGACCACCGCGACUGGUGAACGCUUGCUGGGAUAUGGUGUCGAUGAUGAUUUUAAUCUCAUCACCGGACAGCUCGUCCCCCUGAAUAUACCCGUAGGUCGACAGACCAUUGCAGAAGCAACCAGCAAUGUGUCCAUCGUGGGAAAUCUCGAUAAGAGUGGCGACAUUCCAACCACAGGAUCGAUCAUCGAUCUCAUGAGUUCAUCGCUCUCAGGACCAACAGUCCUCGGCGGUGGAUUCAUCAACUCAACCACACCACUGGUCAACAUUGACGAUCCAAACAAUCCCGGCACGCCGUUGUUGAGUGCAGGACAAACCGUUAGACUCACGAGCGAUGCAUCCAAGGGAGGCGGAGCACUCCCUGAAGCGGAUCUCUCAGUCACCGCAACCACAUCAGUCCAGGAUCUCAUGGACUUCCUUGAAGCCGCACUCGGGAUCCAGGAUACUGGUGCCGCGAACCCCGACGGGUCAACUCCGGGAGUCACUGUUGAUCCAACCACUGGUGUGAUCACCAUUGUGGGCAAUGUCGGGACAGAAAACAACAUUGAAAUUUCGACUGGUGAUCUGCGGAUCAUCGAUACCGACGGCACCACAAACCUUGGCGCCGCGUUCGAAACCACACAAGUCGCUGAAGCUGACGGCGAGAGCGUGCGGACCACUGUCUCCGCGUUUGACUCGCUCGGAACAUCAGUACUCGUCGAUGUGGUGAUGGUCCUCGACUCAACCCCUAACAGUGGGCCAGUCUGGCGCUACUUCGUCGAAUCGGGUGAUGACACAGAUCUGGAUAUCUCCGUCGCGACGGGCACACUGCAGUUUGAUACAGAGGGUCAGAUCGAUCCGCUGAACAACUCAGUGCAAGUCACCAUCGAUCGGAUGAACACAGGCGCGGACACGCCGUUGUCAUUCAACCUCAACUUCCUCGCUGAGAACGGACAAACCACUUCACUAGCCACAGGAUCGACCCUGAUCGGAUUGACGACCGACGGCCUUCCUCCAGGAACUCUCGAAACCUUCGCGACUGGAGAUGACGGUACUGUUGUAGGACGAUUCUCCAACGGCGCGAUCCGAACUAUGGGACAGGUCGUACUCGCGAAGUUCUCAAACCCUGCAGGUCUUGUGGAUCAGGGAGGUAACCUGUUCACAACUGGACCGAACUCAGGACCCGCCGCGAUUGCGAACCCAGGUCAGAUCGGAUUGGGUUCAGUGAUCGCAGGUGCACUAGAAGGCUCGAAUGUCGAUCUCGGACAAGAGUUCACGCAAAUGAUCCUGACUUCUACUGGUUACUCCGCGUCAUCGCGUGUUAUCCGAACAACCGAUGAGUUGCUCCAGCAGUUGUUGGAGAACCCCGACACCAUUAUCACGCUUAUUUCCGGCGAGCACAUGGUCGUCAAAGAGUCCAUGACCGAGAUCGUCCGCAGAUCCAUCGAAUACGGGCGGCAUCUCCGCAAGCUCUCUGCUCUGCACACCCACGGACGGGUGUUGUCGGAGGACGGACAAGUGGACAUUGCAACCGUAGGCGGGCUCGCGAUCGCAGCAAUUUGCUGCUUCUUGUCGAUCUUACUCGGCGGCGGUAAUCCCAUCGGAAUGAUCAACAUCCCGUCAGUGAUUGUUGUGUUUGGUGGAUCAACCGGUGCUGUCAUUGCCGCGUUCCCACUUGCAAAGUCGCUCGGUCUUCCAAGUCUUGUGAUGAAAGCAGUCUUCGGGACUACCGCAGAUCCUGCAGUGAUCAUCAAGGACAUCGUCAAGUACGCCGAGAUCGCUCGCCGUGAAGGUAUCCUCUCCCUCGAGAACCACAUCGAAGAAAUGAGCGAUGAGUUUAUUGUUCGCGGGAUCAAAAUGGCCGUCGACGGCACUGAUCCAGAACUCAUCCGUGUCAUCAUGGAAACCGAACUCGAAGCGAUGAUGGAUCGUCACAUGCAAGGUAAAAUGGUCCUCGAUCAGUUCGGGAAAUAUGCACCGGCAUUCGGGAUGAUCGGGACCCUCAUCGGUCUGAUCCUCAUGCUGGGUUCUAUGGAAGAUCCUUCCACCAUCGGUCCAUCCAUGGCAGUCGCGCUGAUCACCACGCUCUAUGGAGCGAUCAUCGCCAACGCAUUUGCUGGUCCGAUCGGCGACAAGCUCUACUCGAAGGAUCAAGAAGAAACACAACUCAAGACCAUCAUCAUCGCUGGUGUCAUGGCAAUCCAGUCUGGUGACAACCCACGCGUUGUUGAAAGCAAGCUUUUGACCUACCUCCCACCAGCAGAACGCGACGCGUUCCUCGCUGAGCAGGUCCCGGAGUGGGUGGUCACCUUUGGUGAUCUGAUGUCGCUUCUGCUCUGUUUCUUCGUGCUGCUGGUUUCAUUCUCGGAGAUGAAGAAACCACGCGAGUAUCAGAAGGUCAUCGAUUCGGUCAACGAAGCGAUGGGAUUCAAAGGCGGAAUGGGAUUGGCGCAUCUCAUCGAGAGCGCCAACAACUCGAUGGUCUCCAAUCAAGAAGAGCGUGCCCGCCGAGAUGGCGAUAUGCGUUCUACCAACGACAAUACCGAUCCGAACAUUGAAGGUCGGGAGACACUGGUCAAUGUCGUCCAGGAGGGUGCUCGCCACGCGAUCGGUGGCUCGAUCAUGUUCGAAGUUGGGAGCUUUGAGCUCUCUAAACGCAACCAGGACAUGCUGCGAGAUUCAGUCGCUCCAAAGAUUCGAGGACUCAACUACAUCUGUCCGGUUGUAGGGCAUUCGUGGGGACUCGAAGAAAAGCGUUCAGGACUCGGAUUUGACGAGUUGGGAUAUCGCCGUGCUCAAGUGGUGAAGGAUUUCUUGGUCCGGGAAUGUGGUGUGGAUGCAUCGAUUCUGAGGGUCGAAUCAGCUGGGAAUGCUGAGCCUAUGUCUCUGAGCGCCAAUUCCGGAGGAGCGAGCGGCUCGAACCGCCGAGUUCAGGUCUAUCAGACUGGGCGCACGGUCUCGCAGACGCAUCCAGAUCCAAACUUCACCGGUGCGGACAACUAA
Symbiodinium sp. CCMP2592 is the source of this 3363-nucleotide messenger RNA. NCBI's taxonomy places the organism in Eukaryota, Dinophyceae, Suessiales, Symbiodiniaceae. The record is from the annotation of a GenBank genome assembly.